CGUCAUCGUUCGAUCGUUCGGCCGCGUCGCGCCGCACACGCCCUCGCGCGCACGUCGACGCGUCCGUCGUCGUUCGUCGCGCGCACACGCGCCCUUUCGUCGCGCGUCGCGCCUUCGCGUCGUCGUCGUCGUCGCGAAUCGUCGUCGACCGGGACACUUUUCGGGACACUUUUGGAAGCGUCACCGCGUCGUCGCGAUGCGCGCGGCGCUGCGACGAUGCGCGAAGCGCGCGACGCGCGCGGCGACGCGACCGCACGCGGCGCCGCGCGCGACGGCGGCGCCGGCGCGCGCGUACGCGGACAUCGCGAGCCUGAAGCGGACGCCGCUGUACGACUUGCACGCGAGGCGCGGCGGGAAGCUCGUCGACUUCGCGGGGUACGCGCUGCCGAUACAGUACGAAGAUUCCAUCAUGGAGGCGACGCAGCACUGCCGGAGCGAAGCGUCGUUGUUCGACGUGAGUCACAUGCUCGGGAGCAGCGUCAGGGGGAAGGACGCGACGGCGUUUUUGGAGUCGCUCGUCGUGGCGGAUUUGAAGGGGCUCAAGGACGGCACGGGGACGCUGAGCGUGAUGACGAACGAAAAGGGUGGUAUCAUCGACGAUACCGUCAUCACGAAGGUUAAUUCUAAUGAUUUUUACGUCGUCUUGAACGCUGGUUGCGCGGAGAAGGAUCAAGCGCACAUCAACGCGGCGCUGGCGAAGGCCAAGGCGAAGGGGAUGGACGUCGAAUUCGUCGUGCACUCGGAUCGCUCGCUGUUGGCGUUCCAAGGACCGAAGACCAUGUCCGUGCUUCAACGCCUGACCGAUUUCGACCUGAGCAAGCUGUAUUUCGGGAUGUUUACGUCGAUGAAGAUCAACGGCGCCGAUUGCUGGGUCACGCGCACCGGUUACACGGGCGAGGACGGGUUCGAGAUCUCCGUCCCGAACGCCGACGCGAUGAAGCUCGCCGAGCGCUUGGAGUCUGAGAAGGAAGUGCGCAUGGCUGCCCUCGGCCCGCGCGAUUCUUUGCGCCUCGAAGCCGGAUUGUGCCUGUACGGUAACGAUUUGAACGAAGACAUCACUCCGCCCGAGGCUGGUUUGGCGUGGACCAUCGGCAAGGCUCGCCGCGAGCUCUGCGACUUCACCGGCGGCGAAAUCAUCAAAAAGCAGCUCGAAGACCCGAAGGCGAUUCCCCAGCGUCGCGUCGGUUUGACCUUCACCGGCAAGGGUGCCCCCGCGAGACAGCACUCUCUGAUCCUCGACACGGACGGCAACCAAAUCGGCGAAGUCACCUCCGGCGGCUUCUCUCCGGUGUUGCAAAAGAACAUCGCCAUGGGCUACGUCGCCAAAGCCUUCGCCAAAGCCGGCACCGAGCUCUUGGUCGAGACGCGCGGCAAGCGCACGCCCGCCGUGACGACCAAGAUGCCUUUCGUCAACACGACGUACUACAAGCCCGCGGAAUAGAUCGCGUUCGCGCGCUCCUUCCGUUCGCUCGCUCUUCGAUGUAACGACGUCCGUUCGCGCCGCGACCGACCCAGCCGCCCGCGGAAUAGAUCGUUUUCGCGCCUU
Messenger RNA from Ostreococcus lucimarinus CCE9901, 1546 nucleotides. RefSeq lists its product with no specific name. Bases 197 to 1441 code for a protein of 414 amino acids. NCBI's taxonomy places the organism in Eukaryota, Viridiplantae, Chlorophyta, Mamiellophyceae, Mamiellales, Bathycoccaceae. Gene Ontology annotation, cellular component: mitochondrion. The record is from RefSeq and is a predicted model, not a curated record. Gene Ontology annotation, molecular function: aminomethyltransferase activity; protein binding. Gene Ontology annotation, biological process: glycine catabolic process. The transcript has a single exon.